This is a messenger RNA of Cyprinus carpio (common carp), 3333 nucleotides long. Its product is annotated as NACHT, LRR and PYD domains-containing protein 3-like. Lineage: Eukaryota; Metazoa; Chordata; Actinopteri; Cypriniformes; Cyprinidae. Bases 322 to 3333 code for a protein of 1003 amino acids. Gene Ontology annotation, molecular function: protein binding. The record is from RefSeq and is a predicted model, not a curated record. The transcript is spliced from 9 exons.
AUCAGAUUUAAGAUUGCAACGGACUGUUAGGACAGCAGAAAGGAUCAUUGGUGUGCACCUGCCCAGUCUUCAGGACUUGUACAACUCCAAAGUAAAGAAACGGGCAGCUGUGAAACGGUGAAAGAUGAUGACCUGCUUCUGAAGUCGCUGGAGGAAUUGGUCAAAGAAGAUCUGAAGAAGUUUCAGUGGCACUUAAAGAAACAUGAGUGUAUAGCAACGUCUGAAAUGGAGGAUGCAGAUUGAUUAAAAACAGUGGAUAAGCUGGUGGCGUGUUUUGGACCAGAAGAAGCUGUGCAGAUCACAGUCGGCAUCCUGAAGAAUAUGGAACAGAACAAACUGGCUGUGCAGCUGGAGAAAAAACACAAGCAAGCUGAUAAAUCUCCAGUCCAGAUAAGAAGCUGUGCUCAGCCUGGAGCCAAUGUUGUUGAAGUGAAAGCUGAAACAGGUGCAAGUGUAAAUGCUCCUGUACUCACUGGAAGCACCUUUACUGGACCAGAAAACUUCAUCUACAGCUCACAUGCUGCAGGAAACGAUAAACACAAAUGCUCAGAGACAGCAGAGAAUAACAGAGAAAAACAAGGUAAACCUUUCAUGCUCAGCUGCAGAGUACAGUGGAGCUACUCAUGGAAGGACAAGUUAAAACAGCACUGUGAGCGGAUAUUGGUUGGUAAUUCUCAGACGGGUCAUAAUAAAUACCUGGACGAUGUUUACACUGAUUUAUAUGUGGUGGAGAAUCAGACUGGAGGAAGAACGAAUGAACACGAGGUGAUACAGAUCGAAUCAAAUCACAACCAACUGACUGCAAAGGACACGCAGAUCCAGUGUAAUGACAUGUUCAAAGACCAUAUGGGUCGACAAAACAGAAAAGUGCUGACAGUGGGGAUUGCAGGAGUGGGAAAAACUGUCUCUGUCAAUAAAUUCAUCCUUGACUGGGCUAAAGGAAAAGAAAAUCAAGAUAUAGUCUUCAUUUUUCCACUCCCAUUCCGUGAACUGAAUUUGAUUAAAGAGGAGUACAGUCUCAUGGGAUUGCUUCACAGAUGCUGCUUUAGUGGCCUUAAAGAGCUGACAUCUCUUCCUGAAGAUGGCAAUAAGGUCAUGUUCAUCUUUGAUGGGCUGGAUGAAUGUCGCUUCACUUUGAGCUUUGAAGAGGGUGACUGCUUUACAGAUGUUAAUAAGAAAACCACAGUGAGUAAUAUAGUUACAACCCUAAUCAAGAAUCAUCUGGUUCCCUCUGCUCUCAUCUGGAUCACAUCCAGACCAGCAGCAGUCAGUCUGAUACCCCGAGAAUACAUUGAUCAGGUGACAGAGGUACGAGGAUUCAAUGAUGAGCAGAAAGAGAAGUACUUCAUCAAAAACAGCAGUCCUGAGGUUGCUGAAAACAUCAUCCGUCACAUCAGAAAAUUCAGAAGUCUGUACAUCAUGUGUCACAUCCCGGUCUUCUGCUGGAUCUCUCUCACUGUUCUUCAGCCUCUGCUGGUUCGAGAGAGCAAUGACAAAACACCCACAACCCUCACAGGGAUGUACACAAACUUUUUACUUUCUCAGAAGCAACAGAUGAAAACAAAAUAUUGCAAGGAUCCUAAGGUUAAAGUCAUAUCUUUUGAUGAGAUUAUUCUGAAGCUUGGGAAACUGGCCUUUAAACAACUACAGAAAGGUAAUCUGAUUUUCUACAAAGAAGAUCUUGAGAAGUGUGGACUAGAUGUCAAUGAAGGGACUGUGUACUCUGGGUUAUGGACCCGGAUGUUUCAGGAGGAAAAAUCUAUGUCAGAGAGAAACGUUUACAGCUUCGUACAUCUCAGCAUCCAGGAAGUCCUCGCUGCUCUCUAUGUGUUUUAUAUUAACAAAAACAAGAAAGCAAACCCAUUUCUUAAAUCCUGGAAAAAACUGAUACGUAUGCUGUCCAAAAAGCCACUGUUUGAACUUCAUAAAGCUGCAGUCAAGAAGGCUUUACAAAGUGAGAAUGGACACCUGGACCUUUUCCUCCGAUUCCUCCUGGGUCUUUCACUGGAGUCCAAUCAGAGAGACCUGAAGGAACUACUGCCAGGACUGGAGCUCAAAACAGAGGACACCAAAGAGACUGUUGACUAUAUCAAAAAGAAAAUAGAGAAGGAGAAAUCAACAGAGAGGACCAUCAAUCUCUUCUACUGUCUGAAUGAACUGAAAGAGGAGUCUGUGGAGGAAAUCCAGAAGAAUCUGAGCUCUGGAAAACUUUCAGAGCAGAAUCUCUCCUCUGCUCAGUGGUCAGCUCUGGUGUUUAUGCUCCUCAUGUCAGAAGAGACUCAGGAGAAGUUUGAACUGAAGAAAUACAGAAGAUCUGAUGAAGCACUGAUGAGACUGCUGCAAGUCAUCAAAAACACCAGAAGAGCACUGCUACAGUGCUGUAAUCUCACUGCUCAGUCUUGUGAGACUUUGACACCAACUCUACAGUCAUCAAACUCCUUUCUGAGAGAGCUGGACCUGAGCAACAAUGACCUGCAGGAUUCUGGAGUGAAGCUGCUUUCUGAAGGGCUGAAGAGUCCAAACUGUCAGCUGGAGAUUCUGAGGAUGUCAGGCUGUAUGGUGACAGAGGAGGGAUGUUGUUAUGUGUCUUCAGCUCUGACUUCACACCCCUCAUGCUUGAGAGAGCUGGAUCUAAGCUACAAUCACCCUGGAGAUUCAGGAGUCAAGCUGCUCUCUGAAAAACUGGAGGAUCCAAACUGCUCACUGAACAAAAUCAAUGUGGAUCAUGCAGGAGAAUCCAGGAUUACAGCAGGACUACAGAAAUGGGUCUGUUUUCUCACACUGGAUCCAAACACCGCAAACACUGAACUCAUUCUGUCUGAGGAGAACAAAAAGGUGACAUGUGUGAGACAGAUACAGCCGUAUCCUGAUCAUCCAGACAGAUUUGAUGUGUGUGAGCAGGUGUUGUGUAGAGAGAGUGUGUGUGGGCGCUGUUACUGGGAGAUUGAGUGCAGUAGUGUUGUGUGUAUAUCAGUGUCAUAUAAGAGCAUCAGCAGGAAGGGAGCGGGUGUUGAGUGUUUGUUUGGAUUUAAUGAUCAGUCCUGGAGUUUGCUCUGCUCUUCCUCCAGUUACUCAUUCAGACACAAUAUCAAAGAGACUCAUAUCCCUGUAAAGUCCAUCAGCAGCAGAAUAGGAGUGUACAGUGAUGAUGAUGAUGAUGAUGAUGAUGAUGUCAGUAGAAUAGGAGUGUAUGUGGAUCACAGUGCAGGAACUCUGUCCUUCUACAGCGUCUCUGACACAAUGAGUCUCAUCCACACAGAACAGAGCACAUUCACUCAGCCGCUCUAUCCUGGGUUUACUGUUUAUUAUGAAUCAUCAGUGAAACUGUGUUGA